AGAGAGAGAGAGAGAGAGAGAGAGAGAGAGAGGAGCAAAAUGGCCAGUCUCACCUCCAUCCAUUCCACCACCCUCUCCAACUCGUUCUCCUCCAAACCCCGACUCGCCCGUCUCCCCAAACCCCGGCUCUCCAUCUCCUGCGCUUCCUCUCAAACUCAAGAAAACCAAGACGUUUCCUCGUCUCUCAAGACCUUCUCCGCCGCCGUGGCUCUGUCCUCGAUCCUCCUCUCCUCCGCUGCCGCGCCGCCGCCGGCCGCCGCCGACAUCGCCGGGCUGACCCCGUGCAAGGAGUCCAAGGCCUUCGCGAAGCGGGAGAAGCAAUCGCUGAAGAAGCUGGAGGCGUCCCUCAAGAAGUACGCGCCGGACUCCGCCCCAGCCCUCGCCAUUAAGGCCACCAUGGAGAAGACCAAGCGCCGGUUUGAAAACUACGGCAAGUUCGGCCUCCUCUGCGGCUCCGACGGCCUCCCCCACCUCAUCGUCAGCGGCGACCAGCGCCACUGGGGCGAGUUCAUCACCCCGGGCCUCCUCUUCCUCUACAUCGCUGGAUGGAUCGGGUGGGUCGGCCGGAGCUACUUGAUUGCCAUUAGGGACGAGAAGAAGCCCACGCAGAAGGAGAUCAUCAUCGACGUUCCCCUUGCCAAUCGCCUCAUCUGGAGGGGCUUCAUCUGGCCGGUGGCUGCCUACAGGGAGCUCAUCAAUGGAGAUCUCGUCGUCGACGAUGCCGAUGUCACCGUCGUCUGAGGCAGCAGCCUUCGGAAUGGAGUUGUGUAUGGAAGGAUGGGGAAGGCAUUCUCUCUGGGUUUUAUCACAGGAACAAGCCUUUGUGGAAAAAGUUUGUGUUGAAGUUUAAAUUUGUAUUUGUACUAUGAGUCUGUAAUUUCAUACAUCUUCUGUAACUUCAUUUAUCUCAUGAAGCCAACUGAUCACUAUUUUACUCUAGUAGUCAUUCUCUAGCAAACCUCAGGAUUUGUCUGUUUAUAAUUUAGCAGUAUAUGAUUAGAAAGUUGCAUGGGCUAUUCCUUUAAA
Molecule: messenger RNA, 1026 nt
Organism: Elaeis guineensis (African oil palm)
Lineage: Eukaryota; Viridiplantae; Streptophyta; Magnoliopsida; Arecales; Arecaceae
Product: photosystem I reaction center subunit III, chloroplastic
Biological process (GO): photosynthesis
Cellular component (GO): chloroplast thylakoid membrane; photosystem I; photosystem I reaction center
Source: RefSeq, a predicted model, not a curated record